Molecule: messenger RNA, 537 nt
Organism: Haliotis rufescens (red abalone)
Lineage: Eukaryota; Metazoa; Mollusca; Gastropoda; Lepetellida; Haliotidae
Exons: 4
Coding region: 44-484 (146 amino acids)
Source: RefSeq, a predicted model, not a curated record
UGCUAUCAGCAGUGACGUCACACAUGACAUAAGUGCAUGCAUUAUGCCACGCACGGGAAGGGUAAACAUCGCCAUGUUGAUGUUUGUUGUUCUUGCCUUGGCGGUCGGGGCGAAUAGCCAGAGCCAGUGUGACGUAUAUGGCAAGUGUCCGGCAGGCCAGUGUUGUGUGGUCAUCGGCACAAGGCGAUCAGCUGGGGUGGACAUCAGAGCCGUGUCCCGAGGGGUAUGCCAGCAGAUUGGCGUCAACGGAUCCAACUGUUUCAUGGCGCCCGGGAUCAGACCCGACGGGAAGUACAACUUCCGGUGUCCCUGCGGGGACGACCUCCACUGUGUCUGGAAUGGGUUCUUCAAUUCCAAAGGAGGAAGUACUGGCAACUGUCGACCCGGGAAGGCGGUUCCGAUGCUGACCCCUGACCUCAACCCGACAACCAAACAGAGCACAACCCCACUCCCUUACGCCGUCCCCACCCUCAUGAUUGGCUAGUGACAUCCUGUAUCGAGCAACAUCCCAGUAAUAAAGGUGUUUCAUAUUGGAAA